Molecule: messenger RNA, 534 nt
Organism: Aricia agestis (brown argus)
Lineage: Eukaryota; Metazoa; Arthropoda; Insecta; Lepidoptera; Lycaenidae
Product: general odorant-binding protein 83a-like
Exons: 6
Coding region: 9-437 (142 amino acids)
Biological process (GO): sensory perception of smell
Molecular function (GO): odorant binding
Source: RefSeq, a predicted model, not a curated record
GUAGAGUCAUGCCCGCCGCGCUGCUAGCGCUAGCGGUGGUCGCACUGGCUGGACUUGGAUUGGGGCAGAAAGAAAAACCAGUACUGAGUGAGGAAAUCUUGGAAAUAAUACAGCAUGUUCACAACGAGUGCGUCCAAAAAACCGGCGUCUCUGAGGGGGACAUAUCAAACUGCGAGAAUGGUAUCUUUAAAGAAGAUGAAAAACUAAAAUGCUACAUGUUUUGUUUGCUAGAAGAAGGAAACUUGGUGGACGAAAACGAUAAUGUUGAUUACGAUAUGAUGAUCAGUUUGAUUCCCGAAGAGUAUACCGACCGAGUGACCAACAUGAUUAAUAGUUGCAAGCAUCAUGAUGUUCCAGGCAAAAGUAAAUGUCAAAGAGCAUUCGAUGUUCACAAAUGUUCCUAUGAAAAAGAUCCCAAGUUUUAUUUUCUUUUUUAAUAAUCAAGACUGAGGGCUGACGCGACGACUAUAAGGAAGACUUUAAUCAUAUCAACCUAUUUUUCAUGAUUUAAAAUAUAUAAGUACGAGAUAAUUA